CCUUACCCCCGACCGUGAUUCGGACAAACAUUGUGAUUAAUACAGAGAGAAUGACUGUGGAAUCUGCAAACGCGUCUUCUAAUUCUCUAAAAAAACCUUUAAUUUUAACCGAAAACGACGGAGUUCCUGGUUCAAUGUUUCUCAGUGACCCAGAGAACUAUACUGUAGAUCAAUUGAAACGCUGGCUUAAAUGUAGAGGUUUAAAAUUAUCGGGGAAGCGCGGUGACUUGUUAUCGCGUGUGAGAGCAUGUAUUAUAAACGGCGACCACGAUGUGUUGGAUCCAAGUAUUGAUGGAGGCAAAUGGUUUCAAGAAAAAGAACAAUUGACUUUCGAUGAUAAAGAAAACAAGCCGCUCAAUAUCAAAGUACCUGAGAUACCGUCAACUGGUUGGAAGAAGUACCCGAGUCGCGACAUUCCUUCGCAGUUCAACUACGGCCAUAUCCACUAUUAUGGCUUGGAAUCGCUUCCAGCGAGAACUCAUUUGUCAAACGAUUCAGACUCAGACGAAAGUGAUAGUGGACUAGGACAUAUGACCGACAAGCCAUUUAAAAACGGACGAAAAUACGUUGACUCUGACUUUGUGCACGAUAUGACGGACAACAAAACGAAUGAUUAUUAUUAUUUGCGGGCACAUGUAUGGCCUUCGAUGAAGACUGAGCUCCCUCACAAUGUUUUAGUUAUUUUGUCAGCCCAUAGUGGUGCCGUGAUCCAUGCUUCGUGUGAGCCUUGCAAAGCAGCGGCUCUUGGCCGAUGUAGCCAUGUAAUCGCCGUAUUACUGAAGUUAUUAGACUAUGUAAAGGAACAUGGCCACGUGGUAUCUACGCCAUGCACUAGCCAAGAUUGUGCUUGGAACAAAGGCAAAAAAAGAAAAAAAAAUCCAAAAAGAAUAUCGGAUGCUCUCUACCCGAACAAGAAAAGAAAAGCUAGCUUGAAAGUUAUAGACUUUGAUCCUCGACCUCCAGAAUAUCGACAAGUUAAAACAACACNCAUAGUUUUGACAUAUAAGCGUGAGUGA
Molecule: messenger RNA, 1016 nt
Organism: Exaiptasia diaphana
Lineage: Eukaryota; Metazoa; Cnidaria; Anthozoa; Actiniaria; Aiptasiidae
Exons: 1
Coding region: 51-1016 (321 amino acids)
Source: RefSeq, a predicted model, not a curated record